Molecule: messenger RNA, 627 nt
Organism: Wickerhamiella sorbophila
Lineage: Eukaryota; Fungi; Ascomycota; Dipodascomycetes; Dipodascales; Trichomonascaceae
Product: Ras-related protein Rab-11B
Exons: 2
Coding region: 1-627 (208 amino acids)
Biological process (GO): exocytosis
Cellular component (GO): recycling endosome
Molecular function (GO): GTPase activity; GTP binding
Source: RefSeq, a predicted model, not a curated record
AUGGCCGACGAAUACGACUUUUUAUUCAAGAUUGUCUUGAUUGGUGAUAGUGGUGUAGGCAAGUCCAACAUUCUUGGCCGGUUCACCCGUAACGAAUUCAACCUGGAAAGCAAAUCGACUAUUGGCGUCGAGUUUGCCACUCGCACUGUCACUGUCGACGGCAAGGUCAUCAAGGCCCAGAUUUGGGAUACGGCGGGCCAGGAGCGCUACCGGGCCAUCACGGCUGCAUAUUACCGUGGCGCGGUCGGCGCGCUUCUCAUGUACGACAUUUCCAAGCCAGAGACAUACGAGGGCGUCAACCGCUGGCUGAACGAGCUCCGCGAGCACGCCGUGUCGCAAAUUGUAAUUAUGCUGGUCGGCAACAAGUGCGACCUCAAGCACCUGCGCGCCGUGUCCACUGACGAGGCCCGCCAGUUUGCCGAGGAGAAGAAGCUGCUGUUUAUUGAGACGUCUGCUUUGGACGCUACUAAUGUCGAGCUUGCCUUCCAAAACAUUCUCACCGAAAUCUACCGCCAGCAUGCUGAACAGACCACUUUACAGGCCGACUUUGCGCAAAUCAAGCCCUCUCAGGGACAGACUAUUUCCUUUACCCAGCAGCCCGACGAAAGCAAGAGCAGCUGCUGCUAG